This is a messenger RNA of Sebastes umbrosus (honeycomb rockfish), 4679 nucleotides long. RefSeq names its product potassium voltage-gated channel, Shaw-related subfamily, member 1b (gene kcnc1b). The transcript has 4 exons. The record is from RefSeq and is a predicted model, not a curated record. Lineage: Eukaryota; Metazoa; Chordata; Actinopteri; Perciformes; Sebastidae. Gene Ontology annotation, cellular component: voltage-gated potassium channel complex; neuronal cell body membrane; dendrite membrane. Bases 1376 to 3142 code for a protein of 588 amino acids. Gene Ontology annotation, biological process: potassium ion transmembrane transport; protein homooligomerization. Gene Ontology annotation, molecular function: protein binding; delayed rectifier potassium channel activity.
AUUGAUUGAUGUGUUGUGUCACGGGUGAAAAUGUAUUUUCCUUGUAUAUUGACUGUUCUAUGAUUAUUGACAAUUAAUAAAAAGACCUUUGAAAGAAAAAAAAAAAAAGACAUUCUUUGCAGUGAGCUGUGGCGCCCUCUGCUGGCACAUUACGCACAGGUGGAUGAUGCUAAUUAUUUGUAUUAUACAGAUUAAGUGCAGCACAAGUUAUGCGCAACAACAACAACAACAACAACAAAAAAUCUCUCAACUCUUUUGUUUCAAAAACAUCUCCACAGUCACAGUCAGUGCAGUGACAUCAGCAACAGUCUGGAUAUUACAUGUGUAAAUCAUCAUGGAGCUAUAAAGACGCGUUAUGAUGAUGAUGAGAGUGUUUUUGAUGGUAUAUGGGCGGAUCUCCAGGGUCACACCUUCUCCAACCAGCUGUGCGUGAUGAUGAGUCCCUCCUGACUGCUUCAGCCGCUGACAAUAAAAAAAACCCUCCGAGCGACGACGUUAAGUGAGACAAAUUGGGGGACAAUUUCAACAGCUCUAAUUGGAGAACUUGACAGGGUCCACUGGGCAUGCUCCAUCUCCAUCUGAUCUGAGAGCACAGAGCUGCACGGUGUGAAGAACAGGCAGACAUUUGGGCGUUUUUUUUUAGGAGGUUUUUGUCGCCUUCUCAUCUCUAGCACAGAAAAAUAUCCUGCCUUCAAAUUGGGUGUUUUUUCUUAUCAGCGAUGCGUAGAGGACAGGGAAAGUUCCUGAUGAGCAGGAGAGCAUCUGUGUGUCUGUGCUGAAAACAAAAGAGCUGCCGUGUGUUGUUAAACGCAGAGCUGAGCGUCGGUGUGAAGGAGGUGAGGAGUCUGUAGGCAGCAACAGAGGAGGAGGAUACUGGAGGGAAGCUGCGUCUCCAUCAGAGGAGAGAGAAACUGCUGUUGGCUGGACCGGACGGACAGGCGCUGUCCGCUCAGCACCACCGCAGUCACCUUGCUGUGAAAGUCACAAAGCUGCUCAUCUGAUCAAUUAACCUCAAGCAACUUGGUGGGGAGUCCAAAGAGCUGGAUCUGCUCUGCUGGCAGGUUUUUUUUUAUCUCGACAUCUUGGAUUUACAGACGAUAUGUGACGUCCAUUCUUAAUGUAAUGCCAUUGGCUGCAAAUCAUUUUUUGGAAUUGUCGAUUUCAUCCCCUCCAGUGAGUCCUGCAGCUAUAAUCCUCCAGUUUGCAUGACAGGUGUUUUGUAGAAAAAAACACAGCCAGGGUUUAGAUUUCUUUCAUAUAGUUGGUGAGAAACGACAGGUAGGUGCGGUUCCUUUCUGUGCAUGUUUGGUGCACCCUGUAGACUUGCCUUUGCGAUGAAGAAGGGAACUUAUUGGAGAAAUGCCUAAGGGACGCAAUGGGCCUGAGCGACGACAAGGAUCGCAUUGUGAUAAACGUGGGAGGGAUCAGACAUCAGACAUACCGCAGCACCCUGCGCACCCUACCUGGCACCCGGCUGUCCUGGCUGGCCGAGCCUGAUGCACCCAACCACUUUGACUAUGACGCCAAAGUCGAGGAGUUCUUCUUCGACCGCCACCCGGGCGUGUUUGCGCACAUCCUCAACUACUACCGGACAGGUAAGCUGCACUGCCCGGCUGAUGUGUGCGGGCCUCUGUAUGAGGAGGAGCUGGCCUUCUGGGGGAUUGAUGAGACGGACGUGGAGCCGUGCUGCUGGAUGACCUACCGGCAGCACCGGGAGGCGGAGGAGGCCCUUGAUAGUUUCGGCGGGGGGGGCCUGUUAGACCUGGGGAAUGAUGAUGCGGAGCCCGAGCUGGAGCACGCUACCGAGGACGAUGUGGAUGAGAUGACGAGGAGGCUGGCGCAGGGAGACACUCAUGACACCAGGACUGGGAGCCUGUGGAGCCGCUGGCAGAAACAUGUGUGGGCUCUGUUUGAGGACCCUUACUCCUCUAAAUAUGCAAGGUGGGUGGCUCUGGCCUCGCUGUUCUUUAUCCUGGUGUCCAUCACCACCUUCUGUCUGGAGACCCACGAGGCCUUCAACCCCAUCAUCAACCGCACCGAGGUGGAGGUGGUGGACAACGUCACAUUGGUGCACACCUACCAGGAGACUGAGACUGCGCUCUACCUCACCUACAUCGAAGGCGUCUGCGUGGUGUGGUUCACUUUUGAGUUUCUAAUGCGAAUAACUUUCUGCCCGAACAAAUGUGACUUCAUUCGGAACGCCCUGAACAUCAUCGACUUCGUGGCCAUCCUGCCCUUCUACCUGGAGGUCGGCCUCAGCGGGCUCUCCUCCAAGGCGGCAAAGGACGUGCUGGGUUUCCUGAGAGUGGUCCGCUUCGUGCGGAUCCUGCGUAUCUUCAAGCUCACCCGUCACUUUGUGGGGCUGAGGGUGCUGGGCCACACACUGAGGGCCAGCACCAACGAGUUCCUUCUCCUCAUCAUCUUCCUCGCCCUCGGCGUGCUCAUCUUUGCUACUAUGAUCUACUACGCUGAACGGAUUGGAGCCAACCCUAACGACCCUCGAGCCAGCGAGCACACGCACUUCAAGAACAUCCCGAUUGGAUUCUGGUGGGCCGUGGUGACCAUGACGACCCUCGGCUAUGGAGACAUGUACCCUCAGACGACCUCCGGUAUGCUGGUCGGAGCCUUGUGCGCCCUGGCGGGCGUGCUCACCAUUGCCAUGCCUGUACCUGUGAUUGUCAACAACUUUGGAAUGUAUUACUCUCUGGCCAUGGCGAAACAGAAACUACCAAAGAAAAAAAACAGGCACAUCCCUCGGGCACCCCAACCAGGCUCUCCAAACUUCUGUAAGUCGAGCAUGAGCUCCCAACAACCGAGCCCCAUACCCCACGACGACGUUUUCGAGAUAAAGUUUCAAGAUUCCAAGCUGAACGGCGAGGCGGCUAACGCAGCUCUGGCCAACGAAGACUGCCCUCACAUAGACCAGGCCAUAUCUCCGGAGGAAAUCUUCAGCCCCAGCGAGAGAGAGCGGCCCUGCUUCCUGGUCACCACAGCUGAACGCCCCAACCACACAGGGGGCAGAGUGAGGAGGGAGACCCAGCGACAGCACCGGAGCAGACAACCAACAGAGUCAGUUUGUGUUAUGAACCAUGGUGUCCCAACCACUAUGUGUAUGACCCAUAAUGGCCCAUCACCCACCUGAGAGUGCUGUAGCAUUGUUCUGUGUAUUACUUAGUCUUUUUAAAUGGGUGUGACAGUGACAACCUGUACAUCUGAAACUCAGCAUAGAUGUAGCACUGAGGACGUUUUGUUGUCAAGCCUUAUGUAGCUCAGCAUCUGUGACUGGUUACUGUGUUGUAAUUUUUUGUGUGCCUAUCUUUUCAGUGUGUGCCAGUGCUGUAAAUACGCUUUUUAUGUGCCAAAGUUGUGUGUACCAAUGUUUUUUGAGUGAUCAUCAAAAUAUAUGUGUGCUUCUUCUGUUGAAAGAAAAAAAAAUGUUGCUCCGAUUUUAAAUCACCCAGCAAAAAAGAAAAAAAAACACCUGUCACAUGUCAUGAACAGCCAGACUAAACACUUGGAAACAAAUCGAUGACUUUGCACUGUCAUCGUCACAUCUUUGUAGACUUUUGCACUGUUUUGCACCAGUGGACUUUUUAACAUUCUUUUGAUAUGUUUUCAGGCAUCAAAGAGAUAACAUCCACAAAACUAAUAAUAAUAAUAAAAAAAACUUGUAUUAAUGAGGCAUUAAAAUGGCAAAGUGUGCUGUUAAGAUUUGGAAAAUAAUCGUUUGGUUAAUCAAAUCUUACAUAGAGUUAUUCAGAAAGGAAUAAUAGAUAUUCAACAUUCAUUAAAUGUUGAUAUGUCUUCAAAUGUAGCAAUAUAUAAAGCUUAUAUAUAAAAUGCAUUAACUCAUAUCACAGCUCAGAUAUUCAUUACUAUUCUGUCUUACAUUUUAAUUGACAAUCAUGUAGAAUUGGAUUCUUUUUCUGCACACAUGCAAAUUGGCAUAUUAGUAUGCAAAACUAACCAAUGCCAAAACAUUACACACAUACUGGACAAGUGCCUCUGUUAUGCAAAUUCUUCGCACCAUUCAGGACUACAUAACUUAACCAACAUGAUGAAUUAAUGUAUAUUUUAUUUGACAUUAGUCAUCAGUCACCAGCCAUUGAAAACAAGCAUCAGUUCAAAACUCAAAGAGCACAAAGAUUCAAUAAGGACCCCCAUACAGAUCAGCUUCAAGCAAUGAGCAUACCUAAUUAAAACAUUAAGGAGAGCCAUUGUGUACAGAGUACGGCUUCAUGGUUUGUGUGGAAAAGUUAGUGAGAAGGGACCAACUUUUUACCAAACAACUGCAAACACACUGCCAACAAGCCUGCUGAGAUCUGUGUGCAGUCAGGUACAGCAGAGCUGAAUCUGCCAACAGAGCUGAGCACAAAUGAGGGGACGGGGGGAUGGUAUGCUGGUCAUUGUCCGACGACGCGGAACAAAAACAAUAAACAGCAGCUGUUGUUAAGCGGACCCAAUAACUAAGCAACUAAGAGGCAACUCAUGUGCCGUCUAGUGAGACUUGAGAGUGUGUGUUUUUGAACACCGUGCAUUUUGUGGUUAGUUAUCUCAAUAAGGUGUUCAGUGAUCGUUUUGAUUGCUUUUGUUGUUUCGGGAUUUUUUGUGUCUUUUUUCACCGAUACAGUUCAGGCUUGUACAAUAAAUAGUAAUAAAUAAAACAAACACAGAAAUGA